Copidosoma floridanum is the source of this 534-nucleotide messenger RNA. RefSeq lists its product as uncharacterized. NCBI's taxonomy places the organism in Eukaryota, Metazoa, Arthropoda, Insecta, Hymenoptera, Encyrtidae. The record is from RefSeq and is a predicted model, not a curated record.
AUGUCAGCUAAAGCUACAAUAGAGUUAUUUAAGAAAACGUUUGCGAUACUUGGAUUACCUAUAAAUAUUGUAACGGAUUCUGGAGCUAAAUUUCUUAGUGAAGGAUGUCAAUCUUAUUUUAAACAAUUAGGUACAAAACAUACUUUGACUGCCCUUAAACACUCAGCAACAAAUGGUGCUGCAGAAAACAUUGUAAAAACAUUUAAACGCAAAGUAGAAGCUAUUAUGGAAAGUGACAAUGUCAGUCUACAAGUUGCGUUGGACAGAUUUUUAUUUGGAUACCAAAUAAUUAAGCAUCUGAUGAUAGAUGAGACACCUGCAAAAUUACUGUUUAAUAAGGAACUGCGAACACCUCUUCAUUUCUUACAGCCUAGCGUUGAAAAUUUUGUCAAAUAUAAACAAGAUGUACAAGUAAAAAAUUUCGGUGGCAAAAAGAUGGAUAACUUUGAAAAAGGCAACGUUGUUUUAGCUAAAGAUUUUCGUACAAGAUACCCAUCAUGGUCCGAAGCUACAAUUAUGCAAAAGUGUUUGUAA